Zymoseptoria tritici IPO323 is the source of this 2082-nucleotide messenger RNA. RefSeq lists its product as uncharacterized. NCBI's taxonomy places the organism in Eukaryota, Fungi, Ascomycota, Dothideomycetes, Mycosphaerellales, Mycosphaerellaceae. Bases 1 to 2082 code for a protein of 693 amino acids. The record is from RefSeq and is a predicted model, not a curated record. The transcript has 3 exons.
AUGAUGAAUUCGACCAAUUACAGAAAUUUCAAGUGUUGCCCACAGUGUGUGGAUCCGCCUUUGAACUGCUCAGAUCAACCAAAUGCCCACCGAGUACCAAAGAACGAACUCAGCGACUCCGAAGCCGGGUCGACGGUGAAGAACUUUGCAUUGCGCAUUAAGGUCGCGCGCAAGAACCUUGGCAAAGACUUGGAAGACAAUGGCGACCAGAUCCUCUCUAGAUGGAAGAAGUGGCCCAAGGUUAAGCGCGAGGCCAUGUUGCGUCAAGUCGAGCCGGAGAUGGAGGACACCUCUUACAGACACACCAAAGAACCCUUAUGGGGUCAAGGCGCAACCUUCCGAAUAUCGAAACUGCCAUACCUCGACAUCGAGACAUUAAGGGAUAAUCCUAUGCGACUCCUCAGUCUGAUACACUACCGUUCCACUUAUACCCCAGGCGAAUGGGUGCCGUAUGACAUGUCGCGCAUGUUGGGCAUAUGGCGGUCGCUCGACGGAAAUCGACAAUGGUUGGCCGUGAUUGGGUCCGGUCUCAAGCUUCCUGGCUCAGUCGAAUGUUGGUCUGAAUUCGCAAACCCUUUUGCAUGUCCGCCUGCCUUCGACGCACAGCGAUGUUGUGAACAGCUUGAGGCGGACCUUGCCGAGGCCGAGGAUCAUCUGGCCCUCUUGCAGACCAGCUCUGAGUACCUGCAUACAUACCUGCGAGGACACGGCACACUCGAUCCACUCAUUAGGCCAUUGCACAAGGUCAUCUCCCUUCAAAUGGUCAAGAAGCAAUGCGAAAUGGUGAGAGACGCCAGCAGGAUUAAGAUGCAGAACAUCACGCUCGGCAGUGGUGCAGUUCCCAGGCCUUCCGACAGAGCGUUGUCUGGGUUGUUCAACGAGACAUACGCUCUAUGCAGACAAGCGAAGCGGGACCUUUUCACGAUCAUCAAAGACAGCACAGAAUUUGGUUUCGACCACCCACUCGAGCUCCGGCCUUGGCUCGACGAAGACAAAUUAAGAGGGUUUCUAUACCAACUCCCUCUUUGCCGACCAUACGGCACUUCCACCGAAGAGGCCGGCAUUUUCAAUGGGAUCGAUGAGCAUCUGGCGAGAGCAGACAGCAGAGAGCGCUCACGGAUCGACCGCGGCAUACUCCAACAGUUGAGUUUUGCAGCGACUCUGCAGCUAAUCCAGACGAAUAUAGCUCUGUCAAAUCAUCAUGUCAUCAGCUCUGGAGUCGUGGCGGUGUGCCAUCCGGAAUUCGACUGUCCGCCUGAGAUUGUGAUCAACGGGAAGAGUACUGCACUGGAGAAAUUCCAGAAACACUGCUGGCCCAAAGGACAGCGCAACGAGGAAUGGCUCGCCAAAGCGGACGAGGAUCGCCGUCUUAUGCUUGAGCUGUGGAAUCGUGCACGACAAGAGUACAGCAACAUGCUGAGCGCAGCAAGAUGGCCCGCGGACUUGGUCGAUCGAGUUAUGUCCAGUGUUGCCGCGGACCAUUCCCCACAAUAUCGAGCAGAGCUCGAGGCAGAGCGGAGCGAAGUACAGGAAAAGAUUGCCGUCGCAAAACGUCAGAAUACAAUAACGAAAACAUACGCGCCAGUACAGACAAUGUGGGGACCAGAUACACGAGAAUCCAAGACAGCAGUUGCCCUUGGUCGCACGAAACCAAAGACUCGACCAGCAGAACCCGUUCUACAAGACAUUAGCAACGAGCAGACUGUCCGUCGAGGGACCAACGCGAUUGAAACACCUGUAGGCGGGUUACAAGAUCGGAUACCAGUGAACACAAACAGCCUGCGCGUCCUCGCCAUCCUCUUCGGGGUGGGAAACUCGAAAGCAACCGUCAAGUGGCAAGAGAUCGUGACCGCUCUGACCGACGCUGGCAUGGUAGCUAUGAACUCAGGCGGCUCGGCCGUGACCUUCAAAAUGCUCUCUAAAAGCGACUCGGGCUCCCCGCGAAUCGUCUUCCACAAACCACAUCCGGAUCCAGCUGUCGAUUCAAUUACACAGCUCUGGAUGGGGAAGCGGCUAAAUAAGUGGUUUGGGUGGGACGCGGGCACAUUCGUGAAGAGGCAGAAAUCCUCCGCGUGCCUGUAG